CAAUAGUAACCUCUGAGUAGGCAAUCAUGUUCAAUCGACUUCGUUACUUUUACAAAAAUGUCCUGUAUUUGCCAGUUCUAUUCUCCCGGUGAGGAAGUUCCCGGAGACCUUGCAACAGUUUCUUUGCCUACAACUGAUGACAUUCCUUCAGGCCCAAGCCCCGAAAACAAGGUUGAUAACGAAUCCUCUGAGGGAAAGCCUUCCGAAACUGGAGUGUCAGCCUCCGAUCUGGCCGACUGUCGUGCAGAAAACUGGCUGCUUAAGAAGAAGUUGCUGGAGGACGAGGUAACCAUUGCAAAUUUGGAGCAGCUGGUGACAACUAUAGUCGAGAAGCAGCAUCAAAUCCUGAGCGAAAUGUUUUACUUGCGAAAGGAGAAUCGAGAGCUGCAGUCCGAGUGCCAUCUUCAACGCGAGUAUCACUCAAUGGAGAGGAAUGCACUGAUGAGGGAGUUGCAUGACGCCCGGAGCUUGAGUCGUGGCCGAAGCUUUUUAUUGGGAUGUCGAUCUACUGGAAGUAAAGGAUCCUCUGGUACUGACUGUGAAGAGGAAAAUAUCAGCGAAUUGGACGACGAGGAUCAAUGUGAAAACGAUUGCGACAGCAAUGAAGAUCAGGGCUUGGACCCCGAAGAAAAUUAUGAGGCACCAAGUUCGGAAGAAAAUUCCGGUAGGACCUCUCCGUCUUCAUCUGACUCAGAGUCUGGUGACACGGAUGACAACAUGUCUCGUGAUUACAGAAGUAGUGACGAUGUCCCCAACAGUAAUAGCGACACAGAAUGACCGUACAAAAAAAUCAGUGCUUUAAGAAUUUGAAUUUAUAUUUUUCUGAAGAAAUACAUUUAAAACUUUAAACUGAA
Molecule: messenger RNA, 854 nt
Organism: Drosophila biarmipes
Lineage: Eukaryota; Metazoa; Arthropoda; Insecta; Diptera; Drosophilidae
Exons: 3
Coding region: 58-777 (239 amino acids)
Source: RefSeq, a predicted model, not a curated record